Molecule: messenger RNA, 1711 nt
Organism: Cuscuta campestris
Lineage: Eukaryota; Viridiplantae; Streptophyta; Magnoliopsida; Solanales; Convolvulaceae
Source: the annotation of a GenBank genome assembly
CGCGACGGGUUGCACGAUUCGCAACGCGCACGGUGUUUGGGGUGACAGGAAGGCGUGCCGGUCGCAGAAAGCGGUGUUUCCGGCGACGGAGGAGGAGCUUCUGGCGGCGGUGGCGGAUGCUACAAAGAACAAUGAGAAGAUAAAGGUGGUGACGAGGUUUUCACACACUAUUCCAAAGCUGGCGUGCCCCGCCGGAGAUGGAGCCACCCUAUUAAUUAGCACCCAAAGGUACAACUCGAGCAUGCAUGGAGGUGGACGUGGAGAGAAGGGAGGUGACGGCGGACGCCGGGGCGGGGCUGAGGGAACUGAUCACCCGGGUGGAGGAGGAUGGGCUGAGCUUGGUGGCGUCACCCUACUGGGAGGGCGUCAGCGUCGGCGGGGUCAUAAGCACCGGGGCGCACGGCAGCUCCUGGUGGGGAAAGGGCGGAGCAGUUCACGACCACGUCACGGCGGUUAGCCUUGUCGUCCCGGCGGAGGAGUCGGAAGGAUAUGCAAAAGUGCGGCGUUUCACGGCUGGUGACUCUCUCCUCAACGCCGUCAAACUCUCCUUGGGAUUGCUUGGAGUUAUUUCUAAGGUGACCUUUUCACUUGAGCCAGCAUUUAAACGGAGCAUAACGUACAACUUCACGGACGAUAACGGAGUGGAGAAUGAGUACAUUGAGCAUGCAAAGAAACACGAAUUUGCAGACCUUCAAUGGUAUCCUUCUAGAAACACCGCCGUCUAUAGAUACGACCACCGUGUCCCCCUCGACACUCCCGGCGACGGCGUCAAUGAUUUCAUCGGAUUCCGGCCAAACUUUAUCCCCGUCACCCAGAUCAUUCGAGCCGCAGAGAAAAGUUUCGAACGUAAGAGAGACGUGAAAGGGAAAUGCAUGGCCGCCGGUGCAUUCAUCGCGUCAAAAGAGUUGAUAGCCAACGGCUUAAAGAAUAACGAUUUGGUCUUCACCGGAUACCCCGUCGUCGGCCGCCAAGGAAAGAUGCAGACCUCCGGCUCGUGUCUCUACACGCCCGAGUCCGACUGGGCGAGCUCGUGCGCGUGGGACCCACGGACCGACGGUCUGUUCUUCUACGAGUCGACCGCCGUCUUCCCCGCGGAGAAGUUCGAGGACUUCGUGCGCGACGUCAAGGCGUUGCGCGAUGCCGUGGGGCCCGCGUCCUUCUGCAGGGCCGACAUGUACAACGGACGACGCCCUGACACCGCGGCUGGAUAUGAAGUGUGGGACGAAGUGGAGCAAAUGGCGUUUUUCAAGCAUGGGGCCCGCCUGCACUGGGCCAAGAACCGAAACGUGGCGUUCAAGGGUGUGCUGAACAAGUACCCCGGGUUCGCGAGGUUCUUGGACGCGAAGAAGAGGUUGGACCCGAAGAACCUGUUCUCCAACGAGUGGUCGGAGGAGGCGGUGUUCGGGAAAUCUACGGGCAACGGUGACGCCAAGGGAGACGGGUGUGCUUUGGAGGGGCUAUGUGUCUGUUCGAAAGACAGACAUUGUAGCCCCUCUAAUGGCUAUUUUUGCCGCAAGGGGAUUGUUUAUAAGAAUGCUCGUGUGUGCACUUAUUUGUCUAACUUUUUUCAGGCUUGGGCUAACGUUUAAUUAGCUUAUACGUAUACUUGAUGAACUCCUCGGAUUUUUCAUUUUAUUUUAGUGUACAACUGUACAACUAUCCCAUUGUCAUAGUCUUAGCUUAUAUUUUAGAAUUAAGCUAUAGGUAUCCC